AUGGUCUGUGUUGAGGAGAUGCCGUGGACUGUGACAAAUUCAUUCAAGCGAGGUCUCAUGAUGAAAACUUACGGGCGUCCGCUGUGGCGCGUAUAUGACGAUGACCAGGGACCCGCCGCCAAAAAAAGACGCGUCGCGUUAUCCGGCUCCGACUCGGAUGAGGCGGAGAAUAGUAUUCAAUAUGCCAUCCGAGAAUCAUCCGCUGCCGUGCUAUCCAGUCCAUCACGUCGCAACUCAGUCGUGCUUUCCGAAGGAACUCAGGAUGAUGAUCUGUCGACGCCUCCAUCGUCGCCCCCGCCACGUUUAAGCCCCCCGCCCGUUAAUACGCGAAAACCGACCUUUGCUUUUCUCAAGCGCAAGCACACUGCCACCAAAGAUGCUGCCGGUAACAGCACGCCUUUAACCGAGGUCAACUCCAAUAGUGUGCGUGCCUCGAUGGAUCCCCCAAAGAAGAAGACGACCGCUGCCGCCGCGACGACGACGACGACAACCACAACGACAACGACGGCGGCAACCACGGCAACCACGUCAACCACUUCAACCCCAGCGACACCGCAUUUGCAACAACCGGGCGCUUUGAAGCAGAUGCAGAUCGAUGUUGGUUGUGAGGUGCGGCGAACCUGUGCGACCUGCGGUAUGGAAUAUGUGCCCUCUAAUGCGGAGGACUCAGCUACGCACAAGAAAUUCCACGAAAUGAACUCGACUGGGGUGGAUCUGGGCAAGGCAUUCAUGCGCGCCAACGCAUCUCGUUGGGUUUAUGAAGCCACUCGCUUUGACGAGGGAUAUGUGGUCAUUGUCGAUCGCAAAGCAUCCCCAACUGCAAAGAACCAGGCCAAGAAGGUGCUCGAGGUCAUCUGCAAGGAGCUUUCUUCCCCCAUCAUCGAAGACGAAGUUCUAUGGAGCCAGACAGAGCCACCGGUUCACCUACGCAAAAAUGGCCCGACGGAGAAGAUUGAUCGCUACAAGGUCUUCUUACACAUGAAGGAUAGCCGCUGCGUGGGGGCCUGUUUGACCGAGCGGAUUUGGGAAUCUCGACCGAUCCAGAAAUCCUCCGCACCAGCCCCAGGCACCACCGACUCCUCGGUCACGGUUCGCGACGAACACCACCCGGCUAUCGUGGGAAUCUCUCGGAUCUGGACUUCGGAAUCCUCGCGUCGCAAGGGAAUUGCUAUGGAUUUAUUGGAUUGUGUGGUCAGCAACUUCAUCUACGGCAUGGAAAUCCCCAAGGAACAGAUUGCCUUCAGCCAGCCGACCGCGAGUGGCAAAGGUCUGGCGCAGUCCUUCUUUGGUAACGACGAGUGGCACGUGUAUGACGAGCAAUGA
Messenger RNA from Aspergillus aculeatus ATCC 16872, 1323 nucleotides. Its product is annotated as ESCO family N-acetyltransferase. Gene Ontology annotation, cellular component: nucleus; chromatin. The record is from RefSeq and is a predicted model, not a curated record. The coding region runs from base 1 to 1323 and encodes 440 amino acids. Gene Ontology annotation, biological process: mitotic sister chromatid cohesion. Gene Ontology annotation, molecular function: protein-lysine-acetyltransferase activity. The transcript has 3 exons. Lineage: Eukaryota; Fungi; Ascomycota; Eurotiomycetes; Eurotiales; Aspergillaceae.